AUGUUUUGUUUAAAGAGAGCUAUUAAGCAUUCCUCUGCUUUUAAGCCAUUAAUUGCUAGAACUUAUGCCGCUACAUCAAAGGGUAUUGAUGGCAUUCAAGAAGGAGUUGCGUAUUCCAACCUAUUGAAAAGAGAUCCUGAUGAAGCAUUUCGUUCACCAGAACUUGCUCAUAUGAGCGCAAAUAAUAGCGGAACAACCAAAAUGAAUCUAUUCCAAGCUGUCAAUGACGCCAUGUCUAUCGCACUCACAACAGAUGAUAAAGCAGUCGUUUUUGGUGAAGAUGUAUCAUUUGGUGGUGUAUUCAGAGCAACAUCUGGUUUAGCAGAACAAUUUGGUCGUGAUCGUGUGUUUAACACACCAUUAACAGAACAAGGUAUAGCAGGUUUUGCUAUUGGUAUGGCUGCCGUAGGACAUACAGCUAUAGCAGAAAUUCAAUUUGCAGACUAUAUCUUUCCUGCUUUCGAUCAAAUUGUUAAUGAAGCAGCCAAAUUCCGCUAUAGAUCAGGAAAUCAAUUCAAUGUGGGUGGAUUAACCAUCAGGUCUCCUUCUUCUGCUGUAGGCCAUGGCGGUCAUUAUCACUCUCAGAGUCCCGAAGCAUUCUUCACACACUGUCCAGGUUUAAAAAUAGUGACACCCAGAAGCCCUAUUCAGGCAAAGGGUCUACUAUUAGCAUCCAUUCGCGAUAGAAACCCUGUUAUAUUCUUUGAACCCAAGAUUCUUUACCGUGCAGCAGUUGAAGAAGUCCCUGUAGGUGACUAUGAGCUUCCUUUAGGAAAAGCCGAGAUUUUAAAAAAGGGCACAGAUGUCACAAUAGUUGGAUAUGGUUCACAGAUAUACGCCCUAGAAAACGCCAUUCAACUGGCAGAGAAGAGAUUACCUGGUAUAAGCUGUGAAUUGAUUGAUCUUCGAACAAUUAUGCCUUGGGAUGUUGAUACAGUGGUCGAGUCUGUCAAGAAGACAGGAAGACUGGUGAUUGCUCAUGAAGCGCCCAAGACUGGAGGUGUUGCAGCUGAGGUUGCUUCUACAGUUAUGGAGCACUGCUUCCUCAAUUUGGAGGCACCCAUUCAACGAGUCUGUGGUUGGGAUACGCCCUUCCCUCUUGCUUUUGAAAAGUUCUAUGUUCCUAGCAUGGUUAGAUGCUAUGAUGCCAUUAAGACAGCCAUGGAAUAUUAA
This is a messenger RNA of Rhizopus microsporus ATCC 52813, 1173 nucleotides long. RefSeq lists its product as uncharacterized. Bases 1 to 1173 code for a protein of 390 amino acids. Gene Ontology annotation, molecular function: catalytic activity. The transcript is spliced from 7 exons. NCBI's taxonomy places the organism in Eukaryota, Fungi, Mucoromycota, Mucoromycetes, Mucorales, Rhizopodaceae. The record is from RefSeq and is a predicted model, not a curated record. Gene Ontology annotation, biological process: response to nutrient; branched-chain amino acid catabolic process.